UCCCGAGGCUUGGAAGAACUACAAUCAGACAUCGCUCAGCACUUUCCCUGCCAGCACGCACGCACACCGUCCUCCUGCUGCGACCCACCACCGCCACCACCACCAAGGAUUUCAGAGUGACUCCCUGACCACCGCCAUGCCCGCCUCAGCCAUCGCCAGGUGGAUCAUGCCGGGCCUUUUCACUCUGUCACUCUUCACGGUCACCGCCGCCGUCUCCGCCUUGAAGCCCGACGCGCUGCAGUGUGGGGCUUGUGACCCCAGCCGCUGCCCUGCCAUCGGGGAGUGCCACCGCGGCAUAACCUGGGACGUGUGUAACUGUUGCGAGGUGUGCGCCAAGGGGGCGAACGAGGAGUGCGGAGGCCCCUGGGAAGCGUAUGGCAAGUGCGGCUUCGGGCUGACCUGUCUGAGAGAUGCCCGCGAGUGCCCUUACCUCUUCAACCCUCGAGGCAGCGCAUCAGACACUGGCUCCAACAUCUGCGACGAGUAUCUCUUUAAUGCCAUCGGGAGGUGCGUGCAGAGCGAGCGCAUGGUGGACGAGCGCAUGAUGGACUCCGCCUUCAAGGGGAACCUGGUGAAGAAGGUGCUGGAGGAGGACCAUCGGCAGGAGGUGGUGGGUCAGGAGCACGACCUGACCGAAUCGUUAGUAGGGAAGAGACUGAUGCUGAAGGGCGUCCUGAGAGGCGUGGAGUACUAAAGGAAGCCUCUGUAUAGCAAGCUGUCUCCUCCGGGAUUUCCCUCUUCCAUCACCCUUUCCGUACCCCACACAAACCGUUUUUUUCCUGUUCCCCUUCUGUACUGCCUAGCGUAUCCUCUCAAGGUAUUUAUCAGUUACCAGGUCAUUGGAAAGUGUUUCAGUAUUCUCGUUUCAAAUUAGUUAAAAGUUGACGAGCUAAAUGCCUCUUAAUUCUGGCUACUCCUAAUGUACGCUGUUGGUAGGAACAUGCGAUUACCGUGGCUUUUUUGUUUCAUCUUUGUUUAUUGCCCUUGAGCUGUAAUUCCUUUGCCGUAUAAAAUGAAGAAAUGUGCUGUUGAAGAGAUGGCAAGGUUAUCAGCAAAGGCUAAAAGAGUUAAUGGAUGUAGAGGAGCCCUGUCAUGGUCGAGCAGUGCAUAUGGCGGUGUGCUUCAGUCACUCCCUGGCGUAAGUGCAGGGAGGCCACUUCAUGCAGUCAAUUAACCAGUGAUAAGCUGAUUGAUGGGUGACGGGGUACGUAUACAUCAUUAUGGCCUUGACACAAACCUCUCAUGAUACUGACAGUUGUGGGUUUAUGCUCUCCCUUACAAGGCUCAUCCUACGGCACCUCAUCCAGUGGUCAUUUAUUUAUAUGCUGGGUUUCACGACUCAAUAAAUAGUUCUAUGGCCCAGUGACUAUAGUUCAAGGAUUCUACAGUGUUCUUCUCUAGACUCCUUGGACUAGCUCGACCUGUACUUAAUAAAACUCAGAGCUUGGUUCAAUAUUUAAUCACCGUGUGAGAUGAUGACAGUUGAAACAUUGGCUAGAAUUUUGAGGUUGAUUUUUACAUUUUAACGAUCGACAGACCAAUUAAACUACCCAACACUAAUUAAUAUCAUGUUUGAAUGUUGUGGAUGAUGAUACUAAGCAAUGUUAUUAAGACGAUGAUGUAAACGAAGUGGAUAAUAAACUCGCCUGAUAACUUA
Messenger RNA from Eriocheir sinensis (Chinese mitten crab), 1657 nucleotides. Its product is annotated as serine protease HTRA3-like. Gene Ontology annotation, cellular component: extracellular region. Gene Ontology annotation, biological process: regulation of cell growth; regulation of signal transduction. The transcript has 5 exons. Gene Ontology annotation, molecular function: insulin-like growth factor binding. Bases 137 to 694 code for a protein of 185 amino acids. Lineage: Eukaryota; Metazoa; Arthropoda; Malacostraca; Decapoda; Varunidae. The record is from RefSeq and is a predicted model, not a curated record.